GCAACUGGGGAUUAAGGAUCCUGACCAAGAACCCAAUGGUGAAAUCAUUUUAACCACAGGCUUCCAGUCGACGACUUUCCAAUGAUGGGUACAGGGUCCUGUCCUUCUGAACCACAUGUCAUAUCGCAGGGUAGCAGCCAGCUUGGAGUCUAUUCCAGAAAGCAGAGGGUACAAGGCAGGGCACACCCUGGAUGGGAUAUGUCUGUCCCAGGAUAUACAAUUAUAUAUUCUAAGGGAACUUUGAAAACCCAAUUCACGUUGGGAUGCAAAUGUACAGCUGUUGGGAGGAAACUCACAUGGAAGACAUACAUAUGCAAGGGGCCAGCCACACCCACAUCCCUGUAGGUAUGAGACUAUAGUAAUAUGAAUGUAAGUGUUAAAACAUUAUUCUGAGUUAAGGAGUGAAAAGAAUGAAGCUCAUAAAAAUUAUAUAUAAUUUCAUUUUUUAUUGACUUGAUUCUUUUUGAUAGAUAGAUAGAUAGAUAGAUAGAUAGAUAGAUAGAUAGAUAGGUUUUUAGGUGGCCUCUCAAAUGUACAUUUGUUUAGGCUACUUUGUGUGAGUCAUUCUUUGUCACAUCCUUAUAUUCACUUACUUCUUGUAAAACAGUUCAUGCAUGUUUACAUGCAUUUUAACCAUGUCUAAGAAAGACAACAGAAAUCUACAUUCAUUGUAAUACAAAAUGGCACAUAAUGACGGAGAGGAUUUGGUUAUUUUUAAUAAAUCUCCAUAAGUUACUAAAAUACAUGCAGCAUGUGAACAUGACCUAGAAAUAACGUGUGAUGUUCUCAACUUCCUAUAAAAUAUGAAUAUGUUGGUAGAAAUGGAUAUGCAAAUUACAGAGUACGUGGCAUUUUCUCACAAAGCAAUAGUUCUCUUAUUAGAUACUUGUAUAAAUAGUUGCGUGUUGUUACCGAUUGGCAUUCAAGAGUUAAGCAAUCCGUUUUUAAACAAUCUUAAAACUGUCACGGACUAGAAUGGAAUGAAGGAAAUGUAUAGUCAGCUUGCGACUCACGUACAUUCAAAGAAUAACUGGUAUAAAUGUAUGUGAACGUGGAUGGAAAACCAUGUGACAUGGAGAGCCUACACAGCUUCAAACUGAGCUGAGCAAACUCUGGAAGCGGUCAGCAUGACCCCUGAAUCACCACGUCGUCCAGACUCACCUGUAUUUUAAAUAUAGCGUGCCUCUAAAUCACAGUGUGCAGUACAGGUGGCUGAAUGUGUAUAGUCGCCAAAAGGACAAUAACCCCUGUUUGACCAGGAAAUAACGCAUUCUUUGCUGAAUAUUACUAAAUUAUAGAAAAAUACAACAAGGACAAAAAAGAAAAAUUAUUAAACACGAGGUAACAAUGAUGUAUUAUCCAUACGUCCGUCUUCCAGUUGCUACUGCUUGUCAGGGUCAUAGGGAUAAGAUCAGAUAUGUUCAUCUUGCCAUUACAUUUUUUGCUAUGAUUAGUCAGAAAAACAUUAAUUUCCUUUCAUUCAAUGGUCAGACAUUAUAAAUUAAUGUGAAUUCAUAUUCUGCGGUAUCAGCUAGGGUUUCCAAACGCGCAUCUAGAGUCGGCUUUCAGACUCUGACGUACACGCAAAAAAUCUUACAGCAAAUCUAUAUUUUUCCAUUGUAAACCUAAAAUUAGCUACAUCAAAAGCGCCGGGGUAGUUUGCAAACCAUACAUACUAUAAUUGCUACAUAUAUGUAAAUGUGUGUGCAAACUUACUCCAACCAGUUGAGCAAAGUUGGCAGCCCUGCCAUACGGUAUUUAUAUCGCAGUAAAUAGGUGGCGUGUAAUCAGCCGGCACCCCCGUCAUGGCGGCGCGCCGCGCCGGCAGGCCUGCGCAGGAGUCGGGGGAGUGUCUAUUCCAGCUCCCUGCAGAGCGCCUUGGCCAAGAAAGCCGUGCUGGGCGGAAACGUAAUCUGUAGCCUGCUGUCGUGUGGGUAAGAAGGAAGGUUAAAUAUCCAAAUCAUGAAAGCGAUCAUUCAGAGGGUUUGGAAAGCGAGCGUGACGGUUGGAGAUGAGCAGGUCAGCACCAUCGGCCGCGGCCUCUGCGUCCUGUUGGGCAUCUCGGUGGAGGACACGCAGAGGGACGUCGAGUACAUGGUGCGGAAAAUCCUGAACAUACGGCUCUUCGAAGAUGAGAAUGGACGAGCCUGGAGUCGCAGCGUCAUGGACCGGGAGCUGGAGGUGCUGUGUAUCAGUCAGUUCACGCUCCAGUGCUACCUAAAGGGUAACAAGCCGGACUUCCAUUCAGCCAUGCCGGCUGAACUGGCACAGCCAUUUUACACCAGCAUGCUGGAGCAGAUGAGGAGCACUUACCGGCCCGAACUCAUCAAAGAUGGUCAGUUCGGAGCGUACAUGCAGGUGCACAUCCAGAACGAUGGACCCGUCACCAUCGAGCUGGAGUCUCCCACCGGACCCAUGGACUCCAAACAGCUGGCCAAGCAAGAGAAGCAGCAGCAGAGGAAGGAGAAGACGCGCCCGAAGCCGCCGUCCGAGUCGGGGAGGGAGAAGGCAGCCUCACGGCCGAAGGUGGACCCCAGCGCUAGCAGUGGGGCAGAGGGAGACGUGUCCUCUGAGAGGGAACCGUAGGCACCACCCCGACGGCGGCUUUGUUGGGACUACUGAAGUACCCAGAAUGCUCUGCAGGGCUGUCACCCUCUGUGACGGCCAUCUUACUUUUGAUUUUACGUAUUUAUUUAUUUAUCCCUUCGGAACAUCACUCUCUGGGGAUCACGCCAUGCCAGGAGGCCACAGGGUACCGUCCUGCUCUUGCUCUUCCUCGUCAAGGGGGAUGUAGGCAGACACAGCAAAAAUUAAAUUAAGAAUCGACCUGAAAAUGUGGAAUUAUGGCAGCCAAAGCAAACCAAGGGAAGCUUAUUAGGGAACAGCUGUGUAUUUUUUGCCCCUUAUUUAGGUCCUGGUUUUUGUUUGUUAAUUGAUGUUAUGUUGGCUCUUGUAAAAUGGGCAGUUUGAGACCUGAGAACAUUCUGUCUCGGUUAUGCUACUGGCAGCCAUGAAUAACACUGAAUUUCCAUGUGGUAGACUAGAUAAUAAUUAGAAAAUAUUACUAAUGUCUGGCAGGAAUAUUGACUGUUCCUAUCAUUAAAAUUUAUUAUUAGGGCAAUUGCUUAUGUUACAAUACUGACCAAAUCAAUAUUUUUAAGGUCUUUGGUAUGGCAUUCAUUUCUAACUAUACUUUGAUUUCUCAGCCAACCUGCAUAUUUCAAAAAGUGAUUCUUAUAAUGAUCCUUAAUUUCUGAUUUAUUACAACAUCUAAAAUUUACAUCACCAAAAAGCACAGAACAGUCCAGUCCAUGCUAAGCACGCUUCAGUUCAGAUGGCUAAACUGACAGGUCACCUGCCCAUUUCCCACAUUUACGAAGGGGUUUUGUUUAUACUGAAAAGCAUUGAGUUGUUUUCAUAGGAAGCUCUCAUCAUGUGCAACUAUGUAGUUGUCUUACUAUGGGCUGUAUUCUGUUUGCUCUGUGUGCAUGUGUGUGAGAUCGAGCCUAAUUCCCAACUCAGGAAGCCUUACACUGGCUCAAAGGACCGAGAAACACACAGACAUGCUCAGUGGUUUCUAGGUUAAGCUGUACUCCCCCCCCCCCCCCCCCCCCCCAACUGCCCCCUGCUGCCUGGGAGGGACGUGGCGGCUCUCUUUAAGCAUUGCCUAUGAUGUAGGAUCUUGCGCCUACUGGCUUAGACACACAUGGUGCUUCUUUGUGUUGUGACGCCCUGCAGUGUGUAGUGAAGCCUUCUGUGUUUGUGCAUGAAGUUGAGUAGGUCUGUCUGGGCCACUGGGGGACUGUAACUCUGGAGGGCGGUAAGACCUGGGACCAGCUUUGCUCCUUUUCCAAUCAAAUGCUCUCUUCUGAUUUUUCAGCACAAAAAUAAAAGCUUCUGAAUCAGUUAUUUAUCACAUAAAAUUGCCUGUGUGUAGUUUACUGUGUGACCUACAGGUAUUAUUAGUUAGCAUUAUUUACUAUACAUGUGUGCAUACUAAAUACACAUCAUACUGUUCGCUAAUUACGUUCCUCAUUCUGGAAAGUAUGUACUGAAAAUUGAAAAAAUGUGCUAGUAAACUUCACACUAGAAGUUCAAAGCCUGACAAUCAGUAAUGGAUCCCUUUUCCUUAAAUUCUUUGUGAUAUAGCCUCUGUGCGUAUGGUGUAAUAAAUAUGGAUCCCUUUCCCUUUAUCCUUUUUGUGAUACAGCCUCUGUGCGUAUGGUGUAGUAAAUGUGGAUCCCUUUUCUGUGAUCCCUUUUGUGAUAUAGCCUCUGUGCGUAUGGUGUAGUAAAUGUGGAUCCCUUUUCUGUGA
Messenger RNA from Brienomyrus brachyistius, 4315 nucleotides. RefSeq names its product D-aminoacyl-tRNA deacylase 1 (gene dtd1). Lineage: Eukaryota; Metazoa; Chordata; Actinopteri; Osteoglossiformes; Mormyridae. The transcript is spliced from 6 exons. Gene Ontology annotation, molecular function: D-tyrosyl-tRNA(Tyr) deacylase activity. The record is from RefSeq and is a predicted model, not a curated record. Bases 1963 to 2586 code for a protein of 207 amino acids. Gene Ontology annotation, biological process: tRNA metabolic process. Gene Ontology annotation, cellular component: cytoplasm.